GGGAUAUUGCAAAGGGCAUUGCUGUUUCAGGAUACGCUUUGCCUGUCAGAUGCAGUCGGGCUGUCCCUUUAAGAGCUUGGCCCGGAGCAGGAUGUGCUGUUUAUUGGUUCAUCAGCGAGCGACGUAUGUGUAAAGAUGGCUUCAGAGUGUUCCUGCUCCGAGUGAUGAUGUGGAGGAUCUGCAGCUCCGGGUGAUAGACCGUCUGGGUUUCUCCCGGCCGCUGCCACAAACCGAUGUGGUUAAAGGGACCUGAGCUUUGUUUCUGCUUCCUGUUCAUCGCUUCUUAUUUCACCAACAAGUAUGUCCUUUCACAACUGAAGUUUACUUAUCCCACAAUUUUUCAAGGUUGGCAGACACUCGUGGGAAGUUUAUUUCUUCUGACAGCCUGGAAACUAGGAAGGGUGGAAAUCAGGAAAAAUGCUCUAUGGUCUGCCAAGGUUUCCUGGAUCCCUGGUGCAUUACUGUUUGUGGGUAAUAUUUAUGCAGGUUCCCGGGCAUUAUCUAAACUGCCUAUUCCAUUCUUCUUGCUGCUUCAGAAUACAUCCGAGCUUAUUGUCACCAUAUUCCUGAAAAUUGCCAGAAAAGAGAAGUUGUCUUGGCUGAAGUUCCUCGGUAUGUUUAUGUUUCCUUUAUCUGCUGUCAUUUUGGCAUACAAUGACUCUCCGUUUGACCCAGGAGGCUAUAUCUGGGCAAUGAUACACAUUCUCUGCGUUGGUGUAUACAAAGUAUUUCAGAAGCUAACAAAGUCGUAUUCACUAACCGAGCUUGAGGAGCAGUUCCUAAACUACUUAUACAGUGUGCUGAUAUUGAUCUUACUGGCUCAGCUUUCAGGUGAUGUUUAUGGUGCUUUGGAGUUUCCGUUUCUCAACGCCUACCGAUUUCACAGCAGCUGCUGUGCAAGUGCAAUUUUGGGAGUGUCCUUGAAGUUGGCUUCUGUAAAUGUGAAGAGCAAUCUGUCUUCAGAACAAUAUGGUACAUUGAGACUGGUAACAAAGAAACACAGGGGCUUACAAGGAUGGCUGCAUUUUGAAAGGAAGAUAUUUGUUACCCAUUCUGAAAGCUGUUUGUGUAGCUGAAGAUUCAGGCGAUGUGCAGAUGAACUGGAGCUGAGAGGUUGUUUCCAGGUGAACUUGAUGGGUUUGUUGACUAAGCACUGAUUAUGAACAGCCAACAAAAAGGUGACGGCUUGUCAGGUGAGUGAACAACUUGGGCUAUGAGCAAGACAGAAAGAAGCUAUUCACCUCUAUUAAAAAUCUUUCAUUUUCAGUUCCCUUCUUCCUUUACCCCAUAUUUCAAAUCUCUGCCAGCCCCAUAUUCUUCCUGAAGUCCCCAGUUCUCUAAUUCUGACCUCUUUAAAAACCUCCAAUUCUAAUUGCUUGGGCAGUGGUGACUAUCCUUUUAACUUGUAAAACUCAGCUUUAGAGUUUACUCCCUAAAAUUUUACAUUGCUUUUACAUGGCUUUCCUUCUCUCAAACUUUCCUUAAAACCUAUCUCUAACCAUUUGAACGAGUGCUCCCUUUGGAGUUCAGUACCAUUUUGCUUUGUAAUGCUGCUCGAAGUGCCUCAGGAUGCUUUGUCACAGUAAAUUCUCGAUAGAAAUACCAGGUUUUGUUUUUACUGAGGGUACAAAAUAUAUUGUAUCGUUAAAUAUUUUAUUUCAAAAUCAUAAAGUCACAAUGAAAUUCUUCUGAUUUUUAGCCAAUUAGUGAAGUCACAGAUUUAAUCCACAGACAUUUGCUUUCAGCGAGGCAAUGGUGGAAUAGUCACCCUAGAUGACUUGAGCUUCACUGAGCAAGGAUGGUACAAUCUGCCAUUUUUUUUUUCCUCAAACCCAUCACUGUCCAGCAGCUCCCCUGGUUUGCAAUGUAUAUAUUUGGGCUUCGGUUGAGGGGCAGUAUCUGUUUUUAUUAUGGUGCCCCAAGGUGAGGAAUGGACUACUACAUUAAAAGUGACUGCUCAAAAACUGGAAAGUGCGCCAUUAAAUCAUGGCCAAACACAAUUCGGGAGAAAAAGGCAAAUUUCAAUGGUCAUCACAAAUUGCACUUUUGUAUUUUGAGAAUAUCUUUUUUUUUCAAAAGAGUUCACGUGUCAUUAUUUUUUCUUUAUUUGUUUUCUCCAUCAGGUGGAGAGUUUGUGGAAAUUUACAAAAUGUGCUAUUUAGAUUCUUUUGAAUUCAUGUUUUGUCAUAUUCAAGAAUCAAAAUUCAUUUGCUGAUUUUCCUUCCUGACUGAGCAACUUGGGCUACUUUCACUUCAUGUAACUUGCAGUUAAAUCAGGACCUGAAUUUUGCAGUAAUGACAAUGAAGUUGCAUGCUAUGUCUAGCCCAUGCAACUUGACUACCACUUCACCCACUGUCUUUAUGACUGAGACCACAGCACUUCCCACAAACACCACGUGGACGAGAGAGAAUGAGUUAAAUGCUGCAGUUUGAUCUCCGCAGUUCCUGACGCCAUCUGAAGCCUGAAAUUAAACUGCAGACUUCUAAACCAUCUUGACUGCCCAUAACUCUGGAUAAAUGAACUAAAAACAGGAAAUUAUUGUACUUGGCAGUUCUGUAAUUUAAAAAAAAAUACAAUUUUGAUUUUUGUUUUAGACACAAGGCCGGUUCUCUCCAGAAAAGUUGUGUGGAAAUCAGUGAUUUCAUCUGUUCAAGGUUGUUUGUCACAUGAUGCUGUAAGAGAUGUGCCACAGCUGAUUAUAAAGUGUAAUAAUGUGGAGAAAAUGGUUCACUGAAUUUAAGUACCGUGCUAUUAACUUUAAGAGUCAAACACUAUUAUAACAAAUGCUAAAGUGAUAGUCUCCAUUCUUAGUUUUAAAUAUCUUAAGUAUAACAUGUUAUGAGAAUUUUUCUAGUGGAUUCAAGAUGAUCUCUGCAAUAAAGUAGAAACUUUUUUUUUAUUUUUCUGUAUUUUUGAUUUGAGGACUGAAAUGGGAAAAUCCCUGUUGUAAAAGCCAAAUAUUAUUGAAGGAUUGCCACACUUAU
Molecule: messenger RNA, 2985 nt
Organism: Chiloscyllium plagiosum (whitespotted bambooshark)
Lineage: Eukaryota; Metazoa; Chordata; Chondrichthyes; Orectolobiformes; Hemiscylliidae
Source: RefSeq, a predicted model, not a curated record